Photinus pyralis (common eastern firefly) is the source of this 478-nucleotide messenger RNA. Its product is annotated as protein FAM32A. NCBI's taxonomy places the organism in Eukaryota, Metazoa, Arthropoda, Insecta, Coleoptera, Lampyridae. The record is from RefSeq and is a predicted model, not a curated record. The transcript is spliced from 2 exons. Bases 68 to 388 code for a protein of 106 amino acids. Gene Ontology annotation, cellular component: nucleolus.
AACUAAAUUGACAGUAUACACAUUUUAGGUUAUGUUACUGAUACGAUUGUAAAUAUUUUCCUUUACAAUGGAUCCAUAUGAACAAGUUGCCAAGGGAAAAUUGAAAAUAAAGGGCGAUGCAGUACGUAAAAAGAAGAAAAAUAAAGACAAAAAGAUGUUAGAACAAGUUUCCAAGGUAAUUGAAUCAGAUCAAAAACAAGAAGUUGUUCAGGCCUCCAGGAAAACCAAUGCGGAAAUAGCUUUCAAAAAGAUGCAGGAAAAAAUGCAAACUGAGCGAAUAUUAGAAAAGGCUUCGAUGACACACAAAGAACGGGUUGAAAAAUUUAAUCAACACCUCGACGGCCUCACCGAGCAUUUCGAUAUACCCAAAGUAUCUUGGACAAAAUAAGGCGUUAGUUGGACGUAUAUGUAUAUACUUUAUUGUCAAUAUUUUACUUCUUUUUAACAUUUAUAUACAUUAAAUUAUUUCUAGUACAUA